Arachis ipaensis is the source of this 860-nucleotide messenger RNA. NCBI's taxonomy places the organism in Eukaryota, Viridiplantae, Streptophyta, Magnoliopsida, Fabales, Fabaceae. The record is from RefSeq and is a predicted model, not a curated record.
AACUUGCACGCAACUUAAUAUAAAGUAGCAUUAGAGGAAUAUCGUCCAUAAAUACUAAAUAGUCCGAGACUAAUUAACGAAAUGCAGAGAGGCACCUUUAAGCCACAAUAAUAAUGGUUCUUCAAUUUGGAUUUCAUGUGAUGUUAAUAGUAUCCGCUAUACAUACACUGGCAUCUGCACAAUACGAAAACAAAAAUAGUCAUACAGCGCAGCCUGGCUGCAAUUCCACAUGUGGACGUGUUAGUAUCCCUUUCCCAUUUGGAAUGAACGAACCCAAAUGCUAUGCAGACCAGUGGUUCCAAAUAGAGUGCAGGAACCACACACCUUACCUGAAAUCUAUAGGAGUGGAGGUGUCGUCAAUUGAUGUAUCAGAAGGCACGAUUGUAAUCAAGAAUCUAAUUCACCGUUGGAAAUGCAAACACAACAACGCUACUACUAAUCAGAAGCAAGUGGUUAACCUGAGCGGAAGCCCCUUCGUGUAUUCGCAGGAAAACAACGUGUUUGUAUCAGUUGGAUGCAAUGAAAUCUCUUUCUUGGUUUCCAACGGGACGCAAGUUAGCAGCUGCGUUUCGAUUUGCAACGGCGACAAGGACGACUUCGACAGGAUCAUUCAUAUCGGCAAUUGCAACGGCCAAUACUGCUGCGUGACCUCCUUGCCUUCGUAUAUCUCGGAAUUCAACGUGACAACGGAGAGUUUCGGGAUCAACAAUAGUAAUCAUCGUCAUGCGAGUGCGAGUAGUGAUGAUGAGUGCAGUUAUGCGGCGAUUAUGAUAAAACAGUAUAGUUCCGGUUACUAUACCGGUUACAGUUGGGCUCAAGAUCUGACGGUUUUGGAGACCGUGCUGGCGUUGUUAGAAUGA